Molecule: messenger RNA, 2308 nt
Organism: Hyaena hyaena (striped hyena)
Lineage: Eukaryota; Metazoa; Chordata; Mammalia; Carnivora; Hyaenidae
Gene: DENR
Product: density regulated re-initiation and release factor
Exons: 8
Coding region: 133-729 (198 amino acids)
Biological process (GO): formation of translation preinitiation complex; translation reinitiation
Molecular function (GO): translation initiation factor activity; mRNA binding
Source: RefSeq, a predicted model, not a curated record
GCGGGACCGCGGCUGGCAGACGGGCUUUCAGGCGGCCCUGGCCGGGGAAGAGGAGUUGCAUGUGUCGCUUCAGCUGGCGGUAGUGGCGGGAGCGGAGGCGGCGGGGGCUGUGCGACCGCCUGGGUUUGUGAGAUGGCUGCUGAUAUUUCUGAAUCCAGUGGGCAUGAUUGCAAAGGAGAGCCGAGGGGCAAUACCAAGUUAGAUGCAGACUACCCACUUCGAGUCCUCUACUGUGGAGUCUGUUCAUUACCAACAGAGUACUGUGAAUAUAUGCCUGAUGUUGCUAAAUGUCGACAGUGGUUAGAGAAGAAUUUUCCAAAUGAGUUUGCAAAACUUACUGUAGAAAAUUCACCCAAACAAGAAGCUGGAAUUAGUGAGGGUCAAGGCACAGCAGGGGAAGAGGAAGAGAAGAAAAAGCAAAAGAGAGGUGGAAGGGGUCAAAUAAAGCAAAAAAAGAAGACAGUACCACAAAAGGUUACAAUAGCCAAAAUUCCCAGAGCAAAGAAGAAAUAUGUAACCAGAGUAUGUGGCCUUGCAACUUUCGAAAUUGAUCUAAAAGAAGCACAAAGAUUUUUUGCUCAAAAAUUCUCCUGUGGUGCCUCAGUAACAGGAGAGGAUGAAAUCAUCAUUCAGGGAGACUUUACAGAUGACAUAAUUGAUGUCAUUCAGGAAAAAUGGCCAGAGGUGGAUGAUGAUAGCAUCGAAGAUCUUGGAGAAGUAAAGAAGUGAUUUUGAAAAUUGUCUCUAUUUAAUGAUUUGAACUGAGAGUUGAUAUGGCCAAAGGGAGAGAGGCCUUUUAAAAAUAUAUAUAUUUAUCCUACAGUGAAACUGUAGACCACCCUCACCCUUGGCAUUGUCACUGUUCUGUAUAAGGCUGCUUGUUUUUUUUAUUGCCAAAGUCUAAUAAACAGGGGAGACUGUCAUGCUUAUGCAUGAAAUAGAAUUUAGUCAAAUAAAAGUUUUUGGUCAUUUGGUACUGACUUUUCUCUUUCUCUUUUUAACUUUUUAGUUUUGGAAAAACACUAGAUUUUUUGUGCAAAGCCUUUCUGUUUAUUAUCUUAAAAUAACCCCAAUUUAAAGAGUCAGUUUUCUUAAAAUAAUCAUGAUUUAAUUAAAUCAUGAUUUGAAGCUGAGUAAUGUUUUAAAGAAUUUGAAUUUUGGCUUCAUCACCAUUAACGAUUGUCUCCUUGCUUCUUUGGUGUGAUAGUUUCGAGAUGCCUUGGCCCCUAAUAGAUUUGUGGUUGAAUUUGCUUCAUUGUUACCAACCAAGUCCACUUCGUGGUCAUAUUCACUUAAUGUUGGUGGGAGUUGUUCACAUUCUGGAGAUUAUUUGGUAAAGUUUACUAAAGCCUUAAAACCAUCCGCAGUCUGACCCAGUAAGCCACUUAGUUGACAUUAUCCUAAAGAUAGAAUCAUUCUUGCUUAAAACUGUGGGUGAGGGUGUUCAUCACAGUGUUUCUCAUAAAAAAAUUGCAACUGUAUAAAUGAACAAUUGGGAAAUGGUUAGAGUAUGAUGGUGCACCAUAUGAUAGACUAUUUGUAUAUUUUUAGAUAUUUUCCAAGAAUACUUUGGAAACAUGUUUGGUGAUGUUAAGUAGGGGAGUAGACUACCCCAAAUCCAUUUUAUAUAAUUAUCACCCCAUUGUUUUGAGUGAAAGACCAUUCAGAGAUGCUGUGAGUUCUUAUUCUAGCUAUUAAUUCUGAGAAUAAAAUUCUACCCAGUUGAAAAGAAUAUAAACUCAUACUCUCUCAAAAUAUAUAUAGGUAGUCUGGGAAAUAACAAUUGAAAUGAGUCUUUCUCACAAGAGAAACAGUGACCAUGAAUUUUAAUGAAUGCACUAAAUGAAUUUCAACUUUGUUUUUAUAAAGGUCUUAAGUCAGGUGCUACAAAUUGAAAAGAAGACUCCUGGUGUUUUAAAUUGCUAUAGACACCUUUAAGAAAUUUAGAACCCAUUGUUUAUUGCCCUACAAAUGACAACCUUGAAUGAAUGAGUGGUUUUUUUAAAUAAUUAAAAUCUUAAAAAAAAUGUGUGAGAAAGAUGCAAAUGAAGAAAAUGAAAUUUUGCAUUAACUGAAUUUUACUAAAUAUGAGUAUCUGAUGAAGCAAAUUUAUCCAUCAAGACCAUUUGGUAUGUGUUGUGUAUGUAUUCUGUUGGUGCUGGAAGAUGUCUAUGUGCCUGUAUCGACCAUGUGACUUCAUGUAAAGGUUCUCAAUGUUCACAGUUGUUGCAAAUGCAGUUUUAAUCCAUAUAAAGCCCGCAGUGGAUGUUACUGCAGGAUGACGGAGGAUUAAAAUUGUCCUUGUGUA